AUGCAAGGGCAAGAAGAAGUGGUACUAAGGGGUUCAAAGUGCCAAGACUGUGGGAACCAAGCCAAGAAGGAAUGCUCAUACUCUAGGUGUAGGACUUGCUGCAAGAAUAAAGGGUUUGAGUGCCCAACCCAUAUCAAGAGCACUUGGACUCCUGUGGAUAGGAGGCGCCAGAGGGAGCAGCUACAACCUUCUCCCCCUACUUAUCAAGGAGAGAUUCCUCAAAAGCACAAGCAGAUCAACCCAUAUUCAGCUAGUUUCGAGUUCAAAUUUCCAGCUGCUAUGAAUUCCAUGGCUAUAUUUCGGUGCGUUCAGGUUCGUUCUAUGGAUGAUGCGGUUAAUGAAAUCGCAUAUCAAACAUCUGUGAACAUUGGAGGACAUUUAUUUAGUGGUCUUCUAUAUGAUCAAGGUCCUGAACAAAGCUAUCAUAGGGGUGACAGUUCCAAGGGUCUUGUUGAUCAGCAGCAGAAUCUUGAUCUUACCAAUGCUUCAGUCCACACUAGAGAUAGUGGUGCAACUACUACUAUGGCCUCCACUGCUCAUGAUGAGCCUUUGUUUACUGCACCACCAUAUCCAUUUCCCCUUGCUCCUUUCAGGCCCGGUAUGCCAUAUUUCUCAUACCCAAAACCAUAG
Molecule: messenger RNA, 630 nt
Organism: Abrus precatorius (Indian licorice)
Lineage: Eukaryota; Viridiplantae; Streptophyta; Magnoliopsida; Fabales; Fabaceae
Product: protein SHI RELATED SEQUENCE 3-like
Exons: 3
Coding region: 1-630 (209 amino acids)
Biological process (GO): positive regulation of DNA-templated transcription
Cellular component (GO): nucleus
Molecular function (GO): DNA binding; DNA-binding transcription factor activity
Source: RefSeq, a predicted model, not a curated record